Messenger RNA from Zea mays, 1545 nucleotides. RefSeq names its product polygalacturonase. Gene Ontology annotation, biological process: carbohydrate metabolic process. The transcript has 9 exons. The coding region runs from base 28 to 1416 and encodes 462 amino acids. Lineage: Eukaryota; Viridiplantae; Streptophyta; Magnoliopsida; Poales; Poaceae. Gene Ontology annotation, molecular function: polygalacturonase activity. The record is from RefSeq and is marked validated.
CCAAAGAAGUUGGGUGCUAAUGCAGUAAUGCUCGUCCCUUCCUCUCCUCUCCUCUCCUCGUCUCCUCCCCUCCAUUCGCCUGAGCCUCCUCCCCAUCUCCGGAUGGGUGGCUCCACCACCACCGUCGUCGUCAUGCUGAUCGUCGUUCUUCACUACUACAUGCUACUAGUAGACGGCGCCAGUUGGGACGAAGUUUCCUCGGAGGCUGACGGGCCGGCGCCGGCAGAGGGUCCAGACGACGAGCUGUGGCUGCCCAGGGCCGGACCGCCACCGAGGGUCGUCAACGUCGACGACUACGGAGCCGCGGAUGCCGGCGUCGACGCCGCCGAGGCUUUCCUCGCGGCGUGGAGCGAGGCCUGCAACUCCUCCGCCGGGCGGUCCGUGUUCCUCGUGCCCGAGGGCAAGGCGUACCUCCUGAUGCCCGUGAGCUUCCGCGGGCCCUGCAGAGCUGCCUCGGUCGCUGCAAUGAUAAAGGGGACGCUGGAGGCGCCGUCGGACCGGUCGGUGUGGCUGGAGCGCGGCCUGCAGGAGUGGAUCACGUUCGAGGGCGUCGACCGUCUCCGCGUCCUCGGCGGCGGGACGCUCGACGGCAACGGGAUGCAGUGGUGGAUCAACUCGUGCAAGCUCAACAGAUCAGCGCGCUGCGUCACCGGCCCGACGGCGCUGUACUUGAGGAGGUGCACCCGGCUGGUGGUGGAGGAGCUGCAGGUGAGGGACAGCAUGCAGAUGCACGUGGCGAUCGCCUACUCGCGGGACGUGGCCGUGUCGAGGCUGUCCAUCACGGCGCCGGCGUGGAGCCCCAACACGGACGGCAUCCACGUGUCCAACAGCAGGGAGGUGUCCAUAAGCAGGUGCACCAUCGCCACAGGUGAUGACUGCGUAUCCAUCGUGACUGGCUCAACGUUCGUACGGGUGACCAGCAUAUUCUGCGGACCGGGCCAUGGAAUAAGCAUUGGUAGUCUAGGAGCAAACAACUCAUGGGCCCACGUCUCCGACGUCCUCGUGGAGAAGGCCACGCUGCUGGGCACGACCAACGGCGUCAGGAUCAAGACCUGGCAGGGAGGGUAUGGCUACGCCGAGAGAAUUAGCUUCCGAGACAUAUCGAUGCGCAACGUCACUAACCCGAUAAUUAUAGACCAGAACUACUGCGACUCCGCCAGGACGACGACACCGUCUUCUUGUCACGACCAGGGAUCGGCGGUGGCCGUGCGUAAUAUAAGCUACAGAAACAUACAUGGAACCAGCGCUUCCAGAGUCGCCAUCAGUCUCGUCUGCAGCGCCGCUCUGCGUUGCGACGGUAUACGGAUGCAGGAUGUCUACCUGGUCGGAGAAGGAAGAUACGCUACGUGCUCUUACAGGAACGCCACCGUCGUACAGUCUGGGUAUACCUUCCCCUUUUGCAGUGCGGAAAUGUAGUACUAGUAGCACCUACACAUGAACUUAGGGCUCAUUUGGUUUAGCUUUUGAACCUGUUUUUGUUUUUGUUUUUACAAAAAGCCAACCAAUAUAAUGAGAUGAAAAAUCAUAGUUGUGUGCGCAGUACAA